GGAACCUGGGUACAUGUGCCAGGAAGAACUGGAAGCCAGAAAUCCACUUCUUGGAACAAGAGAUGCAGCCCCUAUCCAGGAUCUGAAUUUCCUGCUGCUAUUCACAAAGAUGCUUUUUAUCUUUAACUUCUUGUUUUCCCCACUUCCAACACCGGCACUGAUCUGCCUGCUCAUCGUGGGAGUCUCCAUCUUCCUGUGGCUCAUCAACAGGCCUCCACCAGUCUUUCCUGUCGUUGAUCUGAGCAACCAGUCAGUGGGAAUCGAGGGAGGAGCAAGGAAGGGUGCUUGCCAGAACAGCAACGACCUACUAAGUUACUACUUCUCAGAUGCCAGGACAGCAUAUGAAAUCUUCCAAAGAGGACUUAAUGUGUCUGACAAUGGACCUUGCUUGGGAUAUAGAAAACCAAACCAGCCCUACAGAUGGCUAUCCUACAAACAGGUGUCCGAUCGAGCAGAAUACCUGGGCUCUUGUCUCUUGCAUAAAGGAUAUAAAUCAUCACCAGACCAGAAUGUUGGCAUCUUUGCUCAGAAUAGACCAGAGUGGAUCAUCUCUGAAUUGGCUUGUUACACAUACUCCAUGGUGGCUGUCCCCCUGUAUGACACUCUGGGAGCAGAAGCCAUUGUAUACAUUGUCAACAAAGCUGAUAUCAACACAGUGAUCUGCGAUACACCCCAAAAGGCACUGGUCCUGCUUGAGAAUGUGGAAAAGGGCCUCACCAAAGGCCUGAAGAUGAUCAUCCUCAUGGAUCCUUUUGAUGAUGAUCUCAAGCAAAGAGGGGAGACAAGUGGAGUUGAGAUCUUAUCCCUGUUUGAUGCUGAGAACAUAGGCAAAGAGAACUUCAGAAAACCUGUGCCUCCUAAACCAGAAGACCUGAGCAUCAUCUGCUUCACCAGUGGAACUACAGGUGACCCCAAAGGGGUCAUGCUAACACAUGAAAAUAUUGUUUCAAAUGCUGCUGCUUUUCUCAAAUGUGUGGAGUAUUCUUUUGAGCCCACCCCUGAGGAUGUGACCAUAUCCUACCUCCCUUUGGCUCAUAUGUUUGAGAGGAUUGUACAGGCUGUUGUAUACUCCAGCGGGGCCAGGGUUGGCUUCUUCCAAGGAGAUAUUCGGUUGCUGCCUGAUGACAUGAAGACACUGAAGCCCACGGUGUUUCCCUCAGUGCCUCGACUCCUCAACCGGGUCUAUGAUAAGGUACAAAAUGAAGCCAAGACACCCCUCAAGAAGUUUAUGUUGAACUUGGCUAUUGCCUGUAAAUUCAAUGAAGUAAAAAGAGGCAUCAUCAGACGAGAUACUAUCUGGGACAAGUUGAUCUUUCGCAAGGUCCAGGAAAGCCUGGGCGGGAGGGUCCGCAUCAUGGUCACUGGCGCUGCUCCUAUCUCUUCUCCUGUCCUGAUGUUCCUCCGGGCAGCAAUGGGAUGUCCGGUGUAUGAAGCUUAUGGUCAAACCGAGUGCACCGCAGGCUGUACAUUUACAUUACCUGGGGACUGGGAGUCAGGCCACGUUGGAGCACCCCUGGCUUGCAACCAUGUGAAACUGGAAGACGUGCCUGACAUGAACUAUUAUUCAGUGAACAACGAAGGCGAGGUUUGCGUCAAGGGCACCAAUGUGUUCAAAGGAUACCUGAAGGACCCGGAAAGGACCAGCGAGGCCCUGGACCAGGACGGCUGGCUUCACACCGGAGACAUUGGUCGCUGGCUCCCGAACGGAACUCUAAAGAUCAUCGACCGUAAAAAGAACAUUUUCAAGCUGGCACAAGGAGAAUACAUUGCUCCAGAGAAGAUAGAAAAUAUUUACAUCAGGAGUCGACCAGCAGCACAGGUUUUUGUACACGGAGACAGCUUACGGUCAUCUUUGGUUGGAGUGGUGGUUCCUGACCCAGAUGUGCUUCCGUCAUUUGCAACCAAACUUGGGGUUAAGGGCAGCCUGGAAGAACUGUGCCAGAACCAGACUGUAAAGGAAGCCAUUCUAGAAGACCUGAAGAAAAUUGGGAAGGAAAGUGGCCUGAAGUCCUUUGAACAGGUUAAAAACAUCCAUCUUCACCCAGAGCAAUUUUCCAUUGAAAAUGGGCUGUUGACACCAACGAUGAAGGCAAGGCGGGUAGAGCUUGCCAGAUACUUCCGUGCUGAGAUCGACAGCCUCUACGCGACCAUCCAGGAGUAGGCUGAGUUUGCUGCUGAGCUGGAAGGAGUUCAGAUUGCUAGCAAGUGCACCUUUUGGGUAAAUGAAGCAAGCCGAUGGAAACUUCCUGAGCCAUGAACAAAGACCUGAGCCAGCAGGACACUCACAACAGGCUUAUCAUCUCAGAAGGAACCGAUGGCACUUAUCUCUCCUGGACUCCGAUUUUUGCUGUACACUAGCCCAAGACAACAUGUCGUUUCCACUUGUAAAGUCCUUUUAAAUAAA
This is a messenger RNA of Condylura cristata (star-nosed mole), 2404 nucleotides long. RefSeq names its product acyl-CoA synthetase long-chain family member 5 (gene ACSL5). Gene Ontology annotation, biological process: long-chain fatty acid metabolic process. The coding region runs from base 14 to 2161 and encodes 715 amino acids. Gene Ontology annotation, cellular component: mitochondrion; membrane; endoplasmic reticulum. Lineage: Eukaryota; Metazoa; Chordata; Mammalia; Eulipotyphla; Talpidae. The transcript is spliced from 22 exons. Gene Ontology annotation, molecular function: arachidonate-CoA ligase activity. The record is from RefSeq and is a predicted model, not a curated record.